Messenger RNA from Ixodes scapularis (black-legged tick), 3406 nucleotides. Its product is annotated as serine/threonine-protein kinase STE20. The transcript is spliced from 13 exons. The record is from RefSeq and is a predicted model, not a curated record. The coding region runs from base 346 to 3261 and encodes 971 amino acids. Gene Ontology annotation, biological process: protein phosphorylation. Gene Ontology annotation, molecular function: protein kinase activity; protein binding; ATP binding. NCBI's taxonomy places the organism in Eukaryota, Metazoa, Arthropoda, Arachnida, Ixodida, Ixodidae.
AGUUUACUGCCGCUAAUAGCCGCUCCAUGACCGUGGCGCCAGCAGCGCAGCGUGGAAAAGUGAAAAAGUAUCCGCGUAUCCGUGCUCUGCUGGGAGUUCCGUCAACUCUGUGGCUCCGUGCUCCGUCGACUCGGCCGACUGACCGUAGUCGUCGGUCGUCGUACGUCCGUAUUCCCUCCGUUCGGGUUAGGGCAGCUACUUACUGCGGCCGUGCAGCUCCGUGGGACCUCCGUUCGUUCCGUGCGGUAGUGCCGGGAUCUGCGUGUUUGAUCGCAGUGCUGGUCCGGCAGCAUGGAUGCUGCGUGAGGAUCCUUCAGGGAGGCCGGUGGGACAUGGGGCCCGGCCAUGAGUGCGCCCCCGCCCUCGUCCGUAACGGGCCCCGAGGGGGCCUGCUGCGUGGGCAACCCCCGCUGGGCCAGCGCCCCCGCCGUCGCCGCAGCACUGCCCGCCCCGGCUGCCGUAACGCCCGUGGCACCCGCACCGGUCCGCUCAGGAGGACACGGCGACCAGAGGCUUGUGUCCGCGGCCAGGGACGGAGACUUUCGCAAGAUCCGGCGCCUCCUGCAGAAGCACCGGGUGAACGUGAAUGCCCGUGAUCCCUCGACGGGCAACACGGCCCUCAUGGUGGCGUCCCUGGUGCAAGACCCUGACGCCAUGAGCGAGUUGCUGCAGCACGGGGCGGACCCGACACUGCACAGCUACACGGGCCAGAACUGCCUGGACUCCCUGCCGGGGUCCCUGGUGCAACUGGUGCUGGGCUUCCCGGACUACCUACUGCGGGAGAGCGGGGACGAGCGGCGGCUGCUGCUGGCCGCCUGGAGCGGCCAGCGGGACCAGGUGCAGCAGCUGCUCUCCCAGCGGGGCUCUGGGGGCCUGGACGUGAACUGCACCAACGGGGAGGGCUCCACCCCCCUCGUCCUCGUCUGCCGGGACCUGGCCACCUUCCAGGAGCUGGCCGCGGCCGGCGUGCUGCGCUCCUACGACCCCCUGGGCGUCAUCAGGGUGCUGCUCGACCACGCCAUCCUCAUCCACCGGGACGUGAACCACCAGGACCGUCAGGGGAGGACGGCCCUGCACUACGCGUCCCACACGUGCUGCGAGCACACGGCCGCUGUGCUCUCCCUCCUGCUGCAGAACGGCGCCAAAGUCGACAUCAAGGACAAGCACGGCUUCUCUCCGCUGCACUUUGCGGGCCAGGCGGGCUCUGUGGACGCGGUGCAGCUACUGCUGGACGCGGGAGCUGACCCAAGUGCCACGGGCCUGGGCGCCAUUGCGCCCCUGCACCUGGCCGCGUCGGCAGGCAAGACGGCAGCGGUGCGGCUACUGCUGGAGCGGGGGGCGGACGUGCUCAGCUUCGCCCAAGACGGCAAGUCCCCGCUGUGCUGCGCAGGGAGCACCGACGUGUACAGCGUGCUGCGCAGGGCCGUCGAGAGCGCCCUCUGCGACCGGGCCGACCAGCUCCGGCUCAGCCCUCUCGACCAGGCGGCAGCUUGCCUCGCAGAGCGCCAGCAGCCAGGCCAGCCGGGACUCCCGUUGGCCGACCAGAGCUCCCCCGGGAGCUCGACGGCCCGGGAGGAGGGCUCAAGCAGUGGGGAGCCGAGCGAGCCGGAGGCCGGGCCCCCCGCCCCGUCCGCCUUCCGGCGCUACCGGGCCCCGGGCUGGCGCCAGAAGUCCCCCCAUGGGGGCUCCCACUUCGUGCGAGACCGCUGGGCCUGCCCCGAGGGCAGCCUGGACAGCUACCACCGGCACGGGACCAUGCCCUGCCACUCCUCUCUCGAGCCGGCCCCCGAAACGCCUUCCCGCCCAGAAACCGGGGAGAGGGCCCGGCCAGGGGGUGCUGAGGUUGCCGACUGCACCCCCGAGGCCGGCGCAGAGAGCCCCGCGCCCGAGGCAGACCGUGCCCGUGCAGUCGGGACGGGCCGGGACGCGUACGCCCGGGUGCGGCCCCGCAACGCGCCCGACUCGGAGUCCGGGGACGAGGAGCGGCGCCAGUCGCUGCGCAGGCGCCCCGUGGGGUCCCGGCGCAAGAAGCCCCACCACCACGCCAACAAGAGCUACCACCUGAGCCGGCUCAAGCUGCGCCCGGAGCCCGUCGCGGCCGACACGACGGCGGCGCCUCGGCAGGAAGCGGCGCCCGAAGAGGGCCCCCGGGUGCCCACCAGGGGCUCCCUGCCUGGCCGGGCCAACGGGCCCCGCCCGGGCGCCCCUUCGGCCCGGGGCCUGAUGAGCAAGCUGCUGCCCCCGUGGGUGACGCGGGACGACGCCUCCUCGCACCUCUCGUCGGCCUCCUGGGUGUACCUGCCCUCGCUGUCCCCCGAGGAGGGUGCUGAGGAGGGCCCCCGCCUGUCCCUGCCCCGGGCCCAAGAGGAGGAGCCGCCCCGCAAGGCCGAGCCCCGGCCUCCCGUGCCCCCGCUGCCCAAGAGCCUGCACGACAUCCCGGCAUUCCCGUCGGGGCCCCCUUUCCCCUGGGUCAAGGGCAAGCUCAUCGGCAAGGGCGCCUUCGGCCUGGUCUGGUGCGGCCUGCGCAAGCCCGGCGGGGAGCUGGUGGCCGUCAAGCAGUUCCAGCUCUCCGGGGCCGAGGUGCUCUCGGCCGUGCAGCUCGAGGUGGACAUCCUGCAGAGCCUCAAGCACCCCAACAUCGUGGGCUUUCUCGGCGUGCAGCAGCACGAGGGCGCCGUGAACCUCUUCCUCGAGCUCGUGUCUGGGGGCAGCCUGGCCGCCAACCUGGCGCAGUUCGGGCCCUUCCCAGAGUCCGUCGUGCGUCGCUACGGGCGCCAGUUGCUACAGGCCCUGGCCUACCUGCACCAGCGCAACGUCCUCCACAGAGACAUCAAGGGCAACAACGUGAUGGUGUGUCCGGGCAGCGGCACCAUCAAGCUGAUCGACUUUGGGUGCGCCACCUUCGAGCCGUCGUCGGCCGACUGCGAGGCCCUGGUGGCCAGCGCCCGGGGCACCCCGUACUGGAUGGCCCCCGAGGUCAUCUGCCAGCAAGAGUGCUCGCACCGGUCGGAUGUCUGGAGCGUGGGCUGCACCAUCAUCGAGAUGUUCCAGACAAAGCCCCCUUGGUACGAGCUCUCGCCUCUGGCUGCGGCCUUUGCCAUUGGCCAGGGCACCAGCGACCCCAAGUUCCCGGACCAGCUCGGAGCCGACGCCCGGGACUUCAUCCUCGCCUGCCUCAAAAGGAGCCCCUCUGAGCGCCCCACGGCCGAGGAGCUGCUGGGCCACCGCUUCCUGCAGACGGGGGCCAUCGAAGACCUCUAGCGGCUCCCCUAUUUAUUGCUAUUUAUUUCGCGACAGAUGUACAUAGCCCCCCGCUGCGUCCCACCCGGCCGCCGACGUGGGCCGCCUCUCGACGGACGCGCAAAAAACUAACUCACGUUGCCAAAUAAAAAGUCUAGUAUGCUAA